Molecule: messenger RNA, 1047 nt
Organism: Paramecium tetraurelia
Lineage: Eukaryota; Ciliophora; Oligohymenophorea; Peniculida; Parameciidae
Exons: 3
Biological process (GO): protein phosphorylation
Molecular function (GO): ATP binding; protein serine/threonine kinase activity
Source: RefSeq, a predicted model, not a curated record
AUGAUGGAAAAAUAAAAUCAAGAAAUUGAAAUAUUUGAUGUUGAAAAACAAAGCAUCUAAAUGAAUCAAUAUGAAAAAUCUAUUUUAAGUUAGCAUCAGAUCUACAAUUACACUAGAAGUUCCAUCAAAAUUAAAGAUGUCCAAGUACUCUCACAUCUUGGCAAAGGCGCUUUCGGAUAAGUCUUUAAAGUUAUCUAUAAAAACAAAAUAUAUGCCCUUAAAUAGUAAUUGAAAUAAUAAGUCUUACAAGAUGUCAAGUACAUUUAAAGUGAACUAAGCAUAAUGAAGUAUCUAAAUCACCCAUUUGUUGUUAAACUACAUCAUUCUUUUCAAACUUAACACUAUCUAUACAUGCUUCUAGAAUAUUGUGAUAAUGGUGAUCUCAUAAAUUAUAUGGCGAAGGGCACAGUUCUAUAAGAACCCUAAGCCGUUUUCAUUAUAGCCUAAAUUAUACUAGCAUUAGAAUAUCUUCACUCCUUAAAUCUCAUAUACAGAGAUUUAAAGCCAGAAAAUGUGAUGGUUACAAAAAAUAAUUACAUAAAACUCAUAGAUUUCGGACUUUCCAAAGAAGGCUUUAAUGUAACUCAUACGUUUUGUGGUUCACCUGCUUAUUUAUCCCCUGAGCUAUUGAAUGGCCAUGGAGUAACAUAAAGUACAGAUAUUUAUACAGUGGGUCUUUUGUUGUAUGAAAUGCUAUCAGGUUAUCCUCCACAUUUUAGCAACAACAUUAGAGUACUAUUAAAUGGAAUAUAAAAUGAAGAACUCAGAAUUCCAAAACAUUUUUCUGGAUCUAUCAAAAAUUUCUUGGAAUAAAUCAUCACUAAAAAUCCAAAUGAAAGAUUAUCCAUCAAGCAAAUUAAAAAUCAUAUUAUUUUUGCUGAAAUCGAUUGGUUAAAACUAAAACAAUAAGAAUACAUAGCACCAGUACUCAAAAGAAAAGAGGCAAACAAGUAAUUAUUAUCAACCAGAUUGAUUGAUCAUGACUAUCCCUAAGAUGGCGAAAGGAUCAAUGAAGUAUUUGGUUGGGAUUAUUCUUGUUAAAAUUGA